ACGACUCGACUCGAAUACUUGCCUCCCUCCUUCUCAAGCCCCAUCACAUUGAUCCCUGGCUCACUACAUAUACUACAAUCACCCAUUGAUUGUACGGUUUCAUUGCCUCCUUCCGCCCCGAGAAUAACCUGACCCGUACCUGCUUUGUCUAUUCCGCCAUUGGCCCUUACGGGUCUCAUUGAGAAAGAAGAAGAAGGAAACCGCCACCUUUCAUGGGUACGAACAUGACCAUGAACCGGGCUUUUCCGCCAUCACCACCUAGUGACCCAGAUUUGUUAUCAUCAAUCACAACACCACCACCACCACCAACGACAACAACAGCAACAACAACAACAUCAUCAUCAUCAUCAUCAUCAUCAUCAUCAUCAUCAUCAUCAUCAUCAUCAUCAUCAUCAUCAUCAUCAUCAUCAUCAUCAUCAUCAUCAUCAAACCGCCCAAUAGCUCCCAACCUGCCUCAGCUUGCCCAACCUGGCAUCACCGACAGCAGCCCGAUCUUGGCCGCGGCACAAGCCGCUGCAAUGAAUACACCAACAGCAAGGGCAGCAGCAGCAGCAACAGCAAUACGUAAAGCGCGGAUACCUCCUCGAAACGACGCCGGAGCGCUGUACUGCGAACACCCCGAGUGUCAUGGUUUCGAACUCACAUUCAGAAGAAUGUGUGAAUGGCACAAGCACAUGGACCGGCAUGAGAGACCGUACAAGUGUUUUGCAUACGGAUGCGAACUUACCCCGGGCUUCACAUACUCUGGCGGUCUGUUGAGACAUCAGCGAGAGGUGCACAAGAUGAACAUGUCCGCGAAGCAACCUCUAUUUUGUCCCUUUCCCAGUUGCAACCGCAACCGGGACAGCGAGAAUGGCUUCACCAGGAGAGAAAACCUGGAGGAGCAUAAGAGGAGGAGACACAUGUCUGAGUUGCUGGAAGAGGUAGCUCCGAAGGAAUCCCCUAAGUCAUCCUACUCUCCUGGUCCGCCAACAGCCACAGCUGCUGUCACCCCGAUGAGGAGAAGACGAGAAGAGGAGGUGUUGCCCUCACCAUCGUCAUCAACAUCAUCGUCGUCGGCAGCAGCAGGAGCAGGAGCAACAGCAGUGGCAGUAGUAUCAUCAUCAUUGGCACGGCUGCAUCGAACGUCUGCACCUGCGCUGAAACGACGACGUGCGGAUACGUCGACCACGACCACGACCACGACCACGGACGACCCUCAACGUGUACAGCACCUGUUGUAUCAAUCGGGUUUGAAUGAGCAUCAACUCAUUCAUCUUCUCCAAUGUCGGCUGCGCGAAAGGGAAGACAUGAUUCGUGCCCAGGCAGCAGAGCUCUGCCGAUACCAGAGCCUUUUCCACUCCCUGCCACAUCAGGCGGUCUACGGUGUCGGUGGUGAACAACCGACUCAGGUUCCACAACAGUUGCCUGGAGGUGCAGACAGUACGGCAUUCGCGAGGGUGGCGGAUACGAAAGAACCCCGAGUUUGAGACGGGAUUGGAGUGUGUCAUGUGCAGAGUCGAAUGCGGGAUUUCUUUGACUGUUUUCUUUCUUACUUCUUAUUUCUUUUCAGCGGCUACUUUCCCUGGCUGGAACGGGGGGUUACGGUACGGAAAGCAAGGGGAAACGGGAUAGUUGAAGCUGACUACCCGGAUACCUCGGACGUGUACUACAACGGACGUCCUCUCUUCUCAUAAACUCAUUUUCAUUAUCACGGCCGAUUACGGGGUUAUUGGGUUCUACAUCGGUGUUUGGAAGAUUAUUGCGUUUCAUCAUCACUCCUCCACGAUUUUUCCAUAUGUGAGUACGGAGUAUGGAAUGAUCAAGGCAUAGGAUGCCACUCCCCUUUUUGUCCUUUUUUCCUACAAAACAAAAUAUGAACUACACGAGAAGAGUCUACGCGGGUGGUAUGGGUUAUGGGAUACAGGUUUGGACUGAUUGGAUAACAAGACAAGCGAAUGAACUUGUGGGGGGGAAACGAGGCGAGGCUUGAAGAGUAACGGAGUUGUAACCGAAGAUGGAAGACCGAGAAAGAUCAAGAAUCGAGACAGGCAGAAGUUCGUGUACGAGGACAAUCGUAUACGGAUGCCUGUUUGGAUGUCGCCACUCAUUUUGAUACACACCAACCCCCCCUUGAGGAAGCAAGUAUGUCACAUGGCAUUGCUGCCUGUCUCUUGGCUUUUUUGUUUCCUUUCUUGUUGAGGGUGGUUUGGGUAUGUUUACGAGUACAAGGUGGCUACGUGUCUACGUCCGUCCAGGGAGAGGAGUCACAAACCAGUGGGAGUAGGACUAGGAUGGUUGGCUAUUACUCUGGGAUUUUGAUAUGGUGGCCUUGUGUUUUUAGGACGGCUGGAUGGGAUUGAUUCCGAGGAGUUUGAUGACGAACAAGACACAGAGAUGAAGAUUACGGCCGCGGAACACACUUGGGUAUCUUUUCAACUGUACGUUAUAUGGGCGAGGGGUAAAUUGACAAUGGUGUUUUGGCGAUGGCGGAGACGGGACUGACCUAUACACUCCUUUUUUUUGAAAUAAAAAACACAACUCUCCUUACGGUCUAUGAGUUCAAAAAAACAAAAAAC
Exophiala oligosperma is the source of this 2558-nucleotide messenger RNA. RefSeq lists its product as uncharacterized. Gene Ontology annotation, biological process: regulation of transcription by RNA polymerase II. The transcript is spliced from 3 exons. The record is from RefSeq and is a predicted model, not a curated record. Gene Ontology annotation, molecular function: RNA polymerase II cis-regulatory region sequence-specific DNA binding; DNA-binding transcription factor activity, RNA polymerase II-specific. Lineage: Eukaryota; Fungi; Ascomycota; Eurotiomycetes; Chaetothyriales; Herpotrichiellaceae. Gene Ontology annotation, cellular component: nucleus. The coding region runs from base 213 to 1469 and encodes 418 amino acids.